Messenger RNA from Nasonia vitripennis (jewel wasp), 926 nucleotides. It is a transcript of the gene Pfdn4, whose product is annotated as prefoldin subunit 4. The record is from RefSeq and is a predicted model, not a curated record. Gene Ontology annotation, cellular component: cytoplasm; prefoldin complex. Bases 496 to 909 code for a protein of 137 amino acids. Gene Ontology annotation, biological process: protein folding. Lineage: Eukaryota; Metazoa; Arthropoda; Insecta; Hymenoptera; Pteromalidae. The transcript is spliced from 5 exons.
GCGUCCAGCAGUUUGAUAAUCAUCAAGUCUCGAGAACUUAAUGGAUAUCUUAAAUUACUCUGGGAUUUAAUGGAAACUUAUAAUAUAAUUACGCUCGUAAUUUAAACACGUUUUAAUAUUGUUUAAUAUAGCUAUAAUUUAUGAUUUAGAACAAAAACUAUUUAAAAUUUUGCGCUAGAAUAUUUUAUCUCGCAACUGCUGUAGUACUGAUCUAAAAGUACUACACUCGUAUACAAGUUAUGAAAUAUACUUUUCAAACAAAGUUUAUAAUUUACUUGGAUCAACAACGAUAGAACGAUAUUUAAUGAACGCACUCAUGACCAACUUCAGAUAGUUUAUACGAUCCUGAAAAUUCAAGUGUGGGAGUAGACGACAAGAACAGAGAAGUGGGGGAGGCAAAAGUAGUAGUCACCUUUUUAUAACUUCUUACUCGUUGAAGUAGUUAUAGGUUAAAUUUUUUUAUUUAUUUAAAAAAUAACAAGUAAUUUAAAUAAAAUGGCUGGAGGAAAAACCGCACAAUCUGGAUUUCAACCGGAUUCCGAUGUACAUAUUUCGUUUGAAGAUCAACAAAAAAUCAACAAAUUUGCCAGGCAAAAUGCUAAAAUGGAAGAUCUCAAGGAAGAACUAAAACUGAAGCAGAAUGAACUACAGAAUUUAAAAGAUGCUGUCAGCGAAUUGGACUUAUUUGAUGACGACGCAAAGAUCCCAUAUCACAUAGGAGAAAUCUUUGUUGAUCAAGAUUUGUCAAAAACUCUGAGUUGUCUUGAAGAUGCCAGGGUGAAAAAAGAAAAAGAAAUAGUAUCUUUGGAAGAGCAAUGCACUACAUUAAGAAGUAUGAUGACUGAAUUAAAAACACAAUUGUAUGCUAAAUUUGGUAACCAUAUAAAUCUAGAAGCAGAUGAAGAAUAAAAAUGCAUAUAAAUUUA